Siniperca chuatsi (mandarin fish) is the source of this 3965-nucleotide messenger RNA. RefSeq names its product derlin 3 (gene derl3). Gene Ontology annotation, biological process: endoplasmic reticulum unfolded protein response. The record is from RefSeq and is a predicted model, not a curated record. Gene Ontology annotation, molecular function: misfolded protein binding; ubiquitin-specific protease binding. The coding region runs from base 514 to 1236 and encodes 240 amino acids. Lineage: Eukaryota; Metazoa; Chordata; Actinopteri; Centrarchiformes; Sinipercidae. The transcript is spliced from 7 exons. Gene Ontology annotation, cellular component: endoplasmic reticulum membrane; Hrd1p ubiquitin ligase ERAD-L complex.
AAUUAUGAGUUUUGAGUGAUUUCUAUGUCAAGUCUCAAAAAGUUUGUAAAUAAAUUCUCAGUCACGAUAUAUUUUUCAAAUAACGCAACAACGCUCGGCUUAUUUUUUUAAAUUUGUAUUUAAUUCAUCUAUUUUCUGUUGUGCGAUUAUUAUUACCAUCUCAUUUUCAGCCCAGAGAAAUGUCAUGUAUGUAACUUUUUUUUAAAAUCUUUGACAGCUUUAUUUUCACAAACUAAAUCACACUGAGAUUAAGGACCUUUGUUCGGAGGGAGACUUAAAAUAUUUGUUAAAGAAAAUUAGGAAGAUAUCACAACACUGGGAUUAAAUGUGGAGAUGCCAGAAAAAAACAACUUCUAAAUUACAUUUCUGCAUCUGUAUUCUGAUGUGUUUGCCUUGAAAGUAACUAUAAUGUGUUAAAGUAUGGGAUGGAUGGUGUUAAUUGAAGAGUCAAUCUGAUUGGCUGGUGCAGUGAGGGGGGGAGGGGCCUGUGGCUGUUCCUCCAGUGAGUAAAUCAUGGUUGACAGUGAGGCAGCAGCAGCAGCGAUGGCUCACAGCUUCACUCAGGAGUAUUUUCAGAUCCCCGUGGUGACCCGAGCGUACACGACCGCCUGCGUCCUCACCACCGCUGCCGUGCAACUUGAGGUCAUCACCCCCUUUCAGCUCUACUUUAACCCAGACCUCAUCAUCAGAAGAUACCAGAUAUGGCGCCUGAUAACCAGCUUCCUCUUCUUUGGUUCUCUUGGAUUCAGUUUCGUGUUCAACAUCAUCUUUCUUUAUCGAUACUGUCGGAUGCUGGAGGAAGGCAGUUUCCGGGGAAGGACGGCAGAUUUUGUUUUCAUGUUCCUGUUUGGAGGAAUAGUGAUGACUCUGUUCGGUCUGUUCGCCAACGUCUUCUUCCUGGGUCAGGCCUUCAUCAUCAUGCUGGUGUACGUGUGGAGUAGAAGACACCCGCUCGUACGCAUGAACUUCUUCGGCCUCCUGAACUUCCAGGCGCCGUUUCUCCCCUGGGUGCUCAUGGGAUUUUCGCUGCUGCUCGGAAACUCCAUCGUGGUCGACCUGCUAGGUAUCAGUGUCGGCCACAUGUACUACUUCCUGGAAGACGUGUUUCCAAACCAGCCGGGAGGAAGGAAGCUGCUGACGACACCAGAACUUCUGCGAGCCAUGUUUGACCGGCAGGAGGACCCAGGCUACAGUCCCCUCCGAGAGGAGCAGCGGGACGAGGAGCCGCACGACUAACAGCACCAAGACCCCCGAAAUCAGGAGAAACCAGCUGGCAGAAACACCAUCGGACAGUGGAUGUGGAUUUGUGGAGCCCCGAGUCCUUGCAGAGGACAGUUAAGAUGUUUAAGGACUGAACUGAAAGAUUUUUAUUUUGCCAAAGCAUUUCGGAGUUUAAUGGCACGUUCACACAAAGUUUAUUUUAACUACUGAGCGUUAAUUUGUCUUAAUGAGAACAGCAGCACAGAGAUGGCAGAAAAAAACAAGUCUCAGUUCUCUAACAAGAAGACUGAGCUCCAGUUUCUGUAGGACAGAAAAUAUAAUUUAAACAAGCAAUGAGCAAUAACCCCAAAAUGCAAAGGAUUACAGGUAGAAGGAAGACAAAGCAGAACAAACUUAAAAAGGUACCCUGUGGAGUAUUUGACCACUACUCAACAGAGCGAUGGUUUGAUGAGUGGGUCCUCGUUUUGUUCGGAUCGCGCACAAGCAUGCGUAGUAUGCCGAGAAACUCAGCAAAGCGCCAACAAAAGGAAGCGAAGAAGACUGCUAGCAAGUAAACAUGGAUGUAAACAAUACUGGAUUCAAAAAAAUCACCUCUGCAAAUGUUUUAUGAUGAAGGAAAAGCACUUAACACAUUUGAUAGAUCUCCAGGAUACACACAGUGAGCGUUGGUGAGUAACACUGACUCUGAACAGAAACUUUGUUUACAAGGAAACUCCACAGGGCACCUUCAAGGUCCACUUACUAGCUUUUUUUUUUUUUUUUUUUAGCUUUCAACCAUAUCUCACAGGCUUUAUUAGGGGUCAUCACGUGACCUAAGACUAAGAAUGACCCCUCUUAAACGAAUGGUGAUCGUUUAAGAGGGGAAAUUGUAACCCCCGUUUCCGAAGACUAAGUGGACCUUCGAGUUAAGGUUAUUCUGUCACACGUUCUGUUUAAGGUCAGAAAUUAAGUUAACGGCAAGUAGAGAGACACUGUCCAACAACAAGCUCCAACUGCUUCACUUGGCCUCUGUUUACAAAGUUAUUCACAUAAACAAAUGUAUAGAUUAAUAAUAAAUAUUUCACAGAUGCUUUGGCAAUGUUAACAUCUGUUUCCCAGGCCAAUAAAGCCCAAUUGAAUUGAAUAUAAACAUUGUAACUGCGUAAAAGAAGUAGGAACAGUUAGUUUAAAAUUGCCGACAUCUUAAACUUUCAUUUCUGACCCCAGCAUCGCCUUCCCAGUGCUAACACGACCAGUUGUGUAAACUUGGUGUUUGUACGUUGCUUAGGAAGAGCUGAAAGGAGCGGGACUAACCCACAACUCCCUUCCCUGCUGUUGUGUCACUGCUGCAGGUUCACAGAACUGCCGACGGCCUGAAAUCCCAUCAGCCCCGUCUGCACACUCUGCACUUUCACCCACUGCCUUUGUGGGUCAAACACUGGGGACAAAAUGGAAAUUGCUUAGCACAACAACACGCAAACAAGUCUCUGUGGGACCCCAACAACAAAACACGUACUUCAUCAUCCCUUAUAACACAGCACUGCUGAGAAAGAUUAGUCACAACUGGGGUUAGACUGAUGUGGGUGUGAAGGUCAACAUCAAGAAACCAAUUCUUUGUUUUCAGAGACUCAACAAGUUUUUUGUUUUUUCUUUUCAGGGUGGAAAAGUGUCUAAAGGAACAUUUACAUUAAGUGUGUGAUCAUUAUGGGACAGAGAAAUUCGGAGAAUUAAGAAUUAAUUCUCAAAAACCUAAAACUAAGGCUAACGAUUUAAGACAAAUGUGUAAUUGCAAUUUUGCUGACCCAUAUUUCGAGUGAAACUGUGAGAAAGUUCUACAAAUUAAACUACAGCCUUUUAUUUGUUAAACAAGGUUGCGCCAAACAAACUUACAAACGCAUUUAAUCUGACAGAAUAACGCAGGUGCUCGUUUCUGCGACCCUUUUUUAAACCUGCCAGUUAGAGAAAAGUCAACUUCAAAGUAAACUUGCCGUUUUAUACAGAAAAAUUGACCAAUUUAAAUCACAUUAAGAUAUUACAUUGCAUGUUCGGCAACUCUGUUCACCAUGUUGUCAUUUACACUCGACAACUACCGAGCUUCCUGUCUGAAACUGUUGCGAGCGAUCAUCUACGAGUCUACAGCCACGCCAGCGGUGCCUUUUAGCUAAAAGCUAACAUUGGCAUGCUAACAUGCUGAUGUUAAGCAGGUAUAAUGCUUACCAUGUUCAUCAUCUUAGUUUAGCCUGUUAGCAUGCUAAUAUUUGCUAAUUAGCGCAGAACUCGAAGAAGAAAAGUCAGAGAUCACCAAAUAUUAUUAAAUUAUAUUAUUAAAAUGUAUCCUGAGGGGAACAUGAGCGCCAAAUUUCAUUGCAAUCCAUUUAAGAGUUGUUUCUAUCCAUUUCAUGCAAACUCCAUGUUCAACAAUAAUAUCAGUAAACUCCAACAUCGGUCUAACCCUUAUGGAAGAAAUACUUCAGUCAAUAAUGUUUUUAAAUGAUGCACAAUAUAACCAGACGGCAAAUCAAGCUCUUUCACUUUUUUUAUUUUUAUUUUGUAAGAAUUAUUAAAAUGUACAAAAAGACAACAAAUACAACAUAACAAUAUAUUAUCUGAGAAUGGCUGUGUGGUUUUUUUCUCCCUCUGUGGUCAGGUAAAGAGAGUCAGUGGUCAAAAGUGAGAGAGCAGCUUCUCCACGCUGAGGGUCGUACGGGAAACACGAGGGACAUUUUCUACAGGGGGCCUUUGCCAAACAGAACAUAAUAUUAACA